CCAUUGACAACAUCAUCAAUGACAACGACUUGUUGCCAUCGUUGGUUGGCGUUGGCCAUCAGUCAGCCAUGUUGCCCAUUGAUGAUGAUGAUGUCUACAUUGCUUCGCUGGUCCAUGGCAACAACAACAACAACAAUAAUCUCAAGUUCAACAAUGGCCUCGAUGAUGACCAAAGGCAACAAGAACUGGAUGAUGAUCAAGUGGAUGAGACAACCUAUCCACCGCCAGUCUUUGACUUUGGCAUGCCGAGGAAUAUAACGGCAAGAACCGGUCACACGGCGGCCAUCAAUUGUCGGGUGGACAAUUUGGGCGAUAAAUCGGUAUCCUGGAUAAGGAAACGCGAUUUGCACAUUCUGACUGCAGGCAUUUUGACUUACACAUCUGAUGAGCGUUUCAAGGUUGUACGCACCGCCGAUUCCAAGGAUUGGACAUUGCAUGUGAAAUAUGCUCAGCCACGUGACAGCGGCAUCUACGAGUGCCAAGUGAAUACGGAGCCAAAGAUUUCGAUGGCAUUCCGACUGAAUGUCAUAGUGACGCCGCCAGAUGCCAAAGCGAUUAUUGCCGGUCCGUCGGAUUUGUACGUCAAAGUGGGCAGCGUCAUAACGCUCACAUGCCUGGUGAAGCAACCGGCGACAUCGGCUCAGGAUAUUGGACCAAUUUACUGGUAUCGCGGCCCAUACAUUCUAACACCAUUCGUUGCCCAUCCGAACGAUGCCGCCAUUGAUUUGCAACGCAUCUCUAUGGAAUCCACGUUGGCCGAGAAAUUGCAAAGCAGAUUACGCAUUGCCAACGCCCAGUUGUUGGACACAGGGAACUAUACGUGCAUGCCAACCACAGCGGAGGCGGCCAGUGUUGUGGUCAAUGUCAUUAAUGACGAAAGUCCAGCGGCUAUGCAAAAGAGUGCAGCAGGAAUGGCAAUCAUCGCCAGUCAUCAAUGUCGUUUGCUCCUUUUGACUCUGGUUGCCAGUUGUGUGGUACGAUGGCUUACUUUCGGCCUCUCCUCCAGCGAUACCAGCUGCUCGAACUUAUCCAGUGUGCAUAUCAAUUAUUGCAUUAUGCAAUCAACUACAACCUACAGGAGAAAUCAGCAACAGCAUCAGCAACAACAACAACAACAACCACAAGAUAAAACUGAAAUUCUUAUCAAAUCUGCGUUAAUAUCAUGAUAAUUAAGUGACUCAACAGAUUUGUAUCCAAUGUAUAUACGGUUUUUAUUUAUAGAUAAGUAAAAUUUAGUCAGUAAAAUGCUUCAUUAAAAUAAAUCAGUGGGAGUGGGAAUGAUUUCAGUUUACUGAGCAUACAACUUUUUCAAAAAUAUCUAUGAAAUAUCGUUUAAAUCUGAUGACUUUCUCUAACUUCCAAAUUUAUCUAGUAUAUAGUUUCUCAUACAAUAUUUCUUUCCAAGAUUUUAACAACCUUUCUUUAAAUAUGAAUAAUUUCAUCUGCGAUGGCUAAGAAGAAAACUCUUGAGAAACUAGGUGAAAUUUCUAUUAUAUUUUUUUCAUAUUUUCUAAAUUCUUGCAUUAUAUUCAAGUGCUUAAAAAUCAGAAGAAUAGAGCAAGUAUUGAAUGUUUCAAAAACUGAGGUCGAUUCCCAUUUCUGACUUAUGUAAGUAAAAAUGUUAGCAAAAACGAAAGACUAGUUUAAUUUUCCCUCCCCAACCCCAAAAUGUG
This is a messenger RNA of Drosophila willistoni, 1673 nucleotides long. It is a transcript of the gene dpr2, whose product is annotated as zwei Ig domain protein zig-8. The record is from RefSeq and is a predicted model, not a curated record. Gene Ontology annotation, biological process: synapse organization. Lineage: Eukaryota; Metazoa; Arthropoda; Insecta; Diptera; Drosophilidae. Gene Ontology annotation, cellular component: neuron projection membrane. The coding region runs from base 69 to 1166 and encodes 365 amino acids. The transcript is spliced from 6 exons.